GUGCACAUAACGUUACCGCUACAAGCCCACAUCUGCCGGAGAGCCUCUCCGCUCAAUGGAUUCAGCCGAACCGCAGCAGCACUUGUUAUAAAAAUGAAACAGGAGGAGAAUAUGAUUUUAAAGGAGUAAAAAUGAGCUCAGGACGCGAGUAACUGGUUUCGGGAGCUGACCACACUUGCACUGCCAGCACUACCCAGGCCUAAGUAAGUGAGAGCGCUCAGCCAGCCUGAGGGCCAAACGAUGGGCUCUAAAGGAGUGGAGAGGCGCAAGCAGGCCACCCCGGCCCAGACCCCAGAGGGCAACGUGGUGAUGAGCUUCAGCUUUGAGAGCUAUCAGCUCGAGGAAGAGGACUGCCAAGGCAAAGAAAUCCCAGACAAAGGCGUGCUGGCUCUCUCUGAGCCUGUUUUUGAGGAGCCUGUCCCGGACGAUCGCUACCAUGGAAUCUAUUUCGCUAUGCUGCUGGCUGGAGUCGGCUUCCUGUUGCCUUACAAUAGCUUCAUCACAGAUGUGGACUACUUGCAUCAUAAAUUUGAAGGAACGUCCAUUGUGUUCGACAUGAGCCUGACAUACAUUCUGGUGGCUCUGGUUGCGGUAGUGCUGAACAAUGUGCUGGUGGAGAUGCUCAGCCUGCACACCAGGAUCACCGUGGGUUAUCUCUUUGCUCUUGGCCCGCUGCUUUUUGUCAGCAUCUUUGAUGUGUGGCUGGAGAAAUUCACCACAAACCAGGCGUACGCCCUCAACCUGAUAUCCGUGGGUGUUGUGGCAUUUGGAUGCACAGUGCAGCAGUCCAGUUUUUAUGGGUACAUGGGGAUGCUCCCGAAGCGGUACACGCAAGGAGUGAUGACUGGAGAAAGCACGGCGGGCGUCAUCAUUUCUCUCAGCCGAAUCUUCACCAAGCUGCUGAUCAAAGAUGAGAAGAAGAACACCAUCAUCUUCUUCCUCAUCUCUAUUGGAAUGGAGAUGAUGUGCUUCAUUCUGCACCUGCUGGUGCGCCGGACGCGAUUUGUGCGCUAUUACACCAGCCUGGCCCGUCAGGGGCUGUCCUACCCCAAAGACCACCCUCACCAUGGCAACCAGUACCAGGUCCACCAUGAUGUCAUUACAGAGGAAGUAAGAUUUGGAAAUGGUGCAGUGGUUGCCUCUUCCACUGAAGACGUCAGCACAGAGACCGACUACACCGGAACCAACACGUAUGUGAGAUUCGAUGUGCCGAAGCUAAAGAUUAAAAAGAGCUGGCCGGGCAUCAAGGAUAUGAUCCUGCAUCGUUAUGUGGUGUCCCGCGUGAUUUGGACCUACAUGCUGUCCAUCGCUGUCACCUACUUCAUCACGCUGUGCCUGUUUCCAGGCCUGGAGUCGGAGAUACGCAACGCCACACUGGGAGAGUGGCUACCCAUCCUCAUCAUGGCCAUCUUUAAUAUGUCAGACUUUGUGGGCAAAAUCUUGGCUGCUUUGCCGUACGAGUGGAACGGCAUGCGUCUGCUCUUUUUCUCCUGUGUGAGGGUGGUCUUCAUUCCACUUUUUAUCAUGUGCGUGUUCCCGGUGCCAAAACCCACCCUCAGUCACCCGGCGUGGCCCUGCAUCUUCUCCCUCCUCAUGGGCGUCACCAACGGCUACUUCGGCAGUGUGCCCAUGAUCCAGGCGGCUGGAAAGUUGCCGCCAGAGCAGAGGGAGCUAGCAGGAAACACUAUGACUGUGUCCUACAUGGCUGGACUGAUGCUGGGCUCUGUGGUGGCCUAUGCAGCGUACCGCUUCACUGCUCCAGGCUCAGGCCUGCACUCAGAGACUGGCUUAAACUUCACCCAGGGUUAUUAAUGCCUCCACACACUGAAUUCAUGCCUCACAUCAAUCUCAUCAGGUGGCACUGUUUCUCAUGUAGCAACUCAGCAGUCCCGACAAAUCAAAGCUCCACAGCAGCAGCAGCCAUAUUUUGUGCCGGGUGCAAGGCUGUGCUUUUUUGAGUGGGGGAGAGAAGAGGGUCUCGCUGACACUGUAAAGAGCUGUAUGUAGUCUGUGCUUCAUUGUGUUGCUUAUUCAUGUUUUAUGAAAGUGUUCUGAUAAGCUUUAGAAGGGAGCUGUGUGCAGUCCGGUGAUAAAGCUGGUUACACUGGGCUGUUCCUCUCUGACUUCCUUUGACUACCAGUCCUGUGGUGGUUUAUGGCAGGAAACCAUGAGCUUUUAUGCUGAUAUGCUGUAGUGACAGAUUUUACUGGAAAACUCAGUUUGCGUUUACUUUUACCGGAAAUCCUGUCCCAUUAGUGAUGCUUGAUACGGGUCAAAGCUCCCAGUCCCUGAGAUGAGAAAACUGUGUCUUUAUUUAAUCGUGCAUUAUGAAUGUUGAAACCUUUGCUAAAGCAAAACUGAAUGUGGAUCUUAAUGAAUAAACACUUUUUUGUAUA
This is a messenger RNA of Astyanax mexicanus (Mexican tetra), 2396 nucleotides long. It is a transcript of the gene slc29a4a, whose product is annotated as solute carrier family 29 member 4a. Gene Ontology annotation, cellular component: plasma membrane. Gene Ontology annotation, biological process: nucleoside transmembrane transport. The transcript is spliced from 11 exons. Lineage: Eukaryota; Metazoa; Chordata; Actinopteri; Characiformes; Acestrorhamphidae. Gene Ontology annotation, molecular function: nucleoside transmembrane transporter activity; monoamine transmembrane transporter activity. The coding region runs from base 241 to 1812 and encodes 523 amino acids. The record is from RefSeq and is a predicted model, not a curated record.